Hippocampus zosterae (dwarf seahorse) is the source of this 2949-nucleotide messenger RNA. Its product is annotated as gastrula zinc finger protein XlCGF57.1-like. Bases 358 to 2196 code for a protein of 612 amino acids. NCBI's taxonomy places the organism in Eukaryota, Metazoa, Chordata, Actinopteri, Syngnathiformes, Syngnathidae. The transcript is spliced from 5 exons. The record is from RefSeq and is a predicted model, not a curated record.
UGAAACAGGAAAUACAACUUUACUCGGGCUCGGUGAGGUUCUUUAAGUACAGGUUUGAACGCCCUAAGCACGUAACGCCCGUCACAACUUGACUGAAAUAAUAUUUCUUAAACCUUUAAAUCGAACGUGUCUCGGUGCACGUUGAAGCGACUGCAUUAGUCUUAGCAUUAGCAUGUGUUCAUUUGCCGGCUGUACACCGAGACGUUUUUUUUAAUGGGGACGUGAGUGUGCGGGUAAAGUGUUGCGAUCGUCGUGUUUUCGAAAAUGUGCUAAAAGAGGACGGCAGAGCGAUUGGGGGAACUCUGCGGACCUCAAGAGGAGAGCGAGCGACGUCAGCAUCUGGACGCUGAUUGCAAGAUGUCUUCAAUGGUGCGACACGCGACAGGCACCAGUGAAAAAGCUCUCAAUUCCCAGCAACAGGAUCCAGAGUCCCCCCACGUCAAAGAGGAAGAGGAGUCACUCAUUUACAUUAAAGAGGAGGAGCCGGAUUACCCUCACAUGAAAGAGGAAGUGGAGACCACCUAUGUCAAAGAGGAGGAAGAUGAGUCCCUCUGCAGUGACGAAGAAGAAAAAGCGCUCACCAACUUUCCUUUGACUUGCGUCAUUGUGAAGAGUGAAGAAGAUGAAGGUGAAAUUCAGAGUGAGGAAAACAGAGGGGCGGAGCCUGCAAGCAGUACCUUAAAUCAACACAAAGCAACAGAAGGUGACCACUGUGGAGGAGCGCAAUUGGAUGACCUCUUGGCUCCACUAACUGAUACUGAUGACAUAACGUCACACUCUUCUGACACUAAUGUGGAUGAUGACGAGGAGGAGGAAGAGGAGGAGGAGGGCGGCACUGGGGUGAAACCUUUUGCCUGUUCAGUUUGUUCAAAAAGAUUCUCACAAAAAACAACUCUUGUAAACCACAGUAGAACGCACACAGGGGAGAGACCUUUUGCCUGUUCCAUUUGUGAUAAAAGAUUCAUCGAGAAAGGACAUUUGAUACGGCACACGAGAACACACACUGGCGAAAAACCUUUUGCGUGCUCAGUUUGUGGCAGGCGAUUUGCUGUGAAGAUAGAUUUGAUCAGACACACAAGAACGCACACCGGGGACGAACCUUUUGCCUGCUCAAUUUGCAGUCGGCGAUUCACUUUUAAGACGUACCUGAUAAGACAUACAAGAGCACACACUGGGGAAAAGCCUUUUGCCUGCUCAGUUUGUUCAAAAAGAUUCUCACGAAAAACAAAUCUUGUAACCCACAUUAGAACGCACACAGGGGAGAAACCUUUUGCCUGUUCCAUUUGUGAUAAAAGAUUCAUCGAGAAAGGACAUUUAAUACGGCACACGAGGACACACACUGGGGAAAAACCUUUUGCGUGCUCAGUUUGUGGGAGGCAAUUUGCUUUGAAGAUAGAUUUGAUCAGACACACAAGAACGCACACCGGGGAGAAACCUUUUGCCUGCUCAAUUUGCAGUCGGCGAUUCACUUUGAAGACGUACCUGAUAAGACAUACAAGAGUACACACUGGGGAAAAACCUUUUGCCUGCUCAGUUUGUGGCCGACAAUUCACUAUGAAGACAGAUCUAAGUAGACACACAAGAACACACACUGGGGAAAAACGUUUUCCCUGCUCACUUUGUAGUCGACAAUUCACUUUGAAGUCAGAUUUAAAAAGACACACAAGAACACAUACCGGAGAGAAACCUUUUACCUGUUCAGUUUGUGGAAAAACAUUCUCUAGAAAAAUAAACCUAACAACACACAAAAGAAAACACACCGGGGAGAAAGGUUUUCCUUGCUUAGAUUGCGGUAAAAGUUUUACCUUGAAAGUGCGUUUGGAAAAGCAUGCAAGACGACACACUGGAGAAAACUCUUUUAUUUGCUCAGUUUGUAAUAAAAGUUUCUCCAGAAAGUCACAUUUAACAAUGCACGCAAAAACACACGCCAAAGAGAAAACUUAUUCCUGCUCAGUUUGUGGUCAGACAUUCUCGCAAAGGGGACACUUUACAAAUCACACAAGAACGCACACUGGGGAGAAACCUUUUCACUGCUCGGUUUGUGGGGAGAGAUUCACCUUUAAGAAAAAUUUAACAACACACACUAGAACACACGCUGCACGGAAACAUUUGGGGAACGACGACUUCUCCGCUGAAAUGAAAACCCACCCGCCUACUUACACACUCAAGUGUGGAGAUCCAAGGGAGGCAGGUUAGAACAAACUUUGAUGCUAAGAUAAAUGUUUGGAGCCACGUUAAAGUGAGCUGCAGACUGGGAGACGCAUGGUAGGAGACCGACACAACCAAAGGCUUGGGGGGGCUGGUGGUGGGAGUUGCGCACGUCACAUCUGUUCCUGCCACUCCCCAGGGCUCUGGGAGCAUGGGAACCUCGAACCGAAAACAGCGCUUGUCGGGGCCUUCCCAAAGUGCACUUCAUUUAUCAAUCGAGCAUCCAGAGACUGGCGAACACACGUCACAUUCCCGCAACUUCGCACUCUCGUGAGAGACCUCAAAAUGGUGGGCGCCAUAAGCGAGUACACCAAGGUUACUGUAGUUGUGAUGUUGAAAACAUAGUUUUGGGAAAUACUUUGGAUUAUUAUUCUUUUGAACUCUUUCAUGCACGCUGUAACCUGAUGCUAACAUGAUAAACUGUCCACUCUAGUAACCGCUGUCUCUGAAAAGGUUAAUCUCAGUCAAUAUAUGUUUUGAUUUGACUUUAACUCUGUUUAUUUACCACAUACACUAGUCUGAUUUCUUCACAGCAGUGUCUGGGCAUGUUUUUCAAUUACCUAAAAAAAAACAACCCAAAAAGUUUCAAAUGCAAACAGCUCAAAUGCAAUGGACAAUGGAGAAAGAUGAUAAUUGGGACACCUGAGGACCUCUGUUCUCUGCUUCAGAGGCGUCUAUAUACUCCUGAGAAAAAACAAACAGAUGUAGAGGCUUGAGGGGUGGUGAGGCGGGCGAGUGGGC